AUGUCCGAAACCGAAGACGUCAAGCGUCCGCGCACCGAGAGCAGCACCAGCUGCCGCAAUUGCGGUAAGGAGGGCCACUACGCCCGCGAGUGCCCCGAGGCCGACUCCAAGGGUGACGAGCGCAGCACGACGUGCUUCCGCUGCGGCGAGGAGGGCCACAUGAGCCGCGAGUGCCCGAACGAGGCCAGGUCCGGCGCAGCUGGUGCUAUGACGUGCUUCCGCUGCGGCGAGGCCGGCCACAUGAGCCGUGACUGCCCCAACUCCGCGAAGCCGGGUGCGGCCAAGGGCUUCGAGUGCUACAAGUGCGGUCAGGAGGGUCAUCUCAGCCGUGACUGCCCCAGCAGCCAGGGUGGAAGCCGCGGUGGAUACGGCCAGAAGCGCGGCCGCAGCGGCGCACAGGGCGGCUACAGUGGCGAUCGCACGUGCUACAAGUGCGGUGACGCCGGCCACAUCAGCCGUGACUGCCCCAACGGUCAGGGCGGGUACAGCGGCGCGGGUGACCGCACAUGCUACAAGUGCGGUGACGCCGGCCACAUCAGCCGUGACUGCCCCAACGGUCAGGGCGGGUACAGCGGCGCGGGUGACCGCAAGUGCUACAAGUGCGGCGAGUCGGGCCACAUGAGCCGCGAAUGCCCCAGCGCCGGGAGCACUGGCAGCAGUGACCGCGCAUGCUACAAGUGCGGCAAGCCUGGCCACAUCAGCCGCGAGUGCCCGGAGGCCGGUGGCAGCUAUGGCGGUUCCCGCGGCGGCGGUGACCGCACGUGCUACAAGUGCGGCGAGGCCGGCCACAUCAGCCGUGACUGCCCCAGCAGCUAA
Molecule: messenger RNA, 816 nt
Organism: Leishmania major strain Friedlin
Lineage: Eukaryota; Euglenozoa; Kinetoplastea; Trypanosomatida; Trypanosomatidae
Gene: HEXBP
Product: putative universal minicircle sequence binding protein
Exons: 1
Coding region: 1-816 (271 amino acids)
Biological process (GO): positive regulation of cytoplasmic translation
Cellular component (GO): cytoplasm
Molecular function (GO): single-stranded RNA binding; zinc ion binding; mRNA binding
Source: RefSeq, a predicted model, not a curated record